This is a messenger RNA of Drosophila santomea, 2525 nucleotides long. Its product is annotated as mitochondrial potassium channel ATP-binding subunit. Gene Ontology annotation, biological process: transmembrane transport. Gene Ontology annotation, cellular component: membrane. Lineage: Eukaryota; Metazoa; Arthropoda; Insecta; Diptera; Drosophilidae. The transcript has 5 exons. The record is from RefSeq and is a predicted model, not a curated record. Bases 83 to 2353 code for a protein of 756 amino acids. Gene Ontology annotation, molecular function: ATP binding; ATP hydrolysis activity; ABC-type oligopeptide transporter activity.
UAGCCAUGCGUGUGCGUCUAUCGCCAGCUGAUGCGUUAACGCUUGCGUAUUUUGUUGAUAUUUGCAAGCCACGCGAGAAGAGAUGCUGCGCCUACUCGUGUCCAAUUGCGGCAGGAGCAGCGAUUUAUUUAGUCGCCACCUGCUGAAGCCCACGCAGCAGCCACUGCCACGCCUCCAGAAUGCCGCCCGCCUGAUGCGCCAACAUCUGCGUGGAACGAACGCUCCACAACCGCCCGCAAUCCCGCCCUCAAAUGCCAGCCGCCUGCUGCACACGACACGCCUACUUGUGUGGGGCGGUGGUAGCCUGGCCAUUGGCUUGGGCGCCCGUUCCUGGUGGGCGGGGCAUCGCGGGGCAAUCGUCCACUGCGAGGGCAGCCGACUGGCGAUUCGAAAAGAGGAAGAGGAGGACACUGCGUCGGAGCAGCACUUCGACUGGAAGCGUUUGUGGACCUACCUUGAGCCUCAUCUCUGGGAGCUGAUCGGUGCCGUAUGCGCCGCCCUGAUUGUGGCAUAUAUCAACAUACGCAUCCCAAACCUGCUCGGUGACCUGGUCAACACACUGGCGAGAUAUGCUAACACGUACGUGAUGGAUCCGAUCAACAACUCGUUCGUGAAGGAUGUGAGCAAACCGGCCGGCAAUCUGCUGAGCCUAUACAUGCUGCAGUCUGGUUUCACCUUUAUGUACAUAUACCUGUUGAGCCGCGUCGGUGAGCAGAUGGCGGCCAAGAUGCGGCAGGAUCUGUUCACGCAGAUUGUGGUCCAGGACAUCGCAUUCUUCGAUGAGAAUCGGACGGGCGAGCUGGUCAAUCGACUGACCGCCGAUGUACAGGACUUCAAGACCUCCUUUAAGCAGUUCGUAUCCCAGGGACUGCGAAGUGCUGCCCAGCUAAUUGGCGGCAGUAUAUCGCUCUUCAUGAUUUCACCGCACAUGGCCGCCAUUGCGCUGGCCAGUGUUCCAUGCGUGGUCAUGUUCAUGUCGUAUUUGGGCAAGAAACUGCGUUCGCUAAGCAAAAGCUCGCAGGCGCAGGCGGAACGAGCGACGGGUGUGUGCGAAGAGGCACUGUCCAACAUCCGAACGGUUAGGUCCAGUGCCUGUGAAUAUCGCGAGAUGCAGCUGUUCGAGGCGGAGACCAAUGAGGCGGCACGCCUGGCACAGGAACUCGGCUACGGCAUUGCCAUCUUCCAGGGCCUGACCAACUUCUUCCUCAAUACACUAGUCCUAUCCACGCUCUUCAUGGGCGGCCAUCUCAUGUCCACGGAGAGUCUGUCGCCGGGUGCUCUGAUGGCCUUCCUGGUCGCUUCGCAGGGUGUGCAACGAUCCCUGGCCCAGGGAUCCAUCCUGCUGGGCACCAUGAUCAGAGGCAUGACCGCCGGCAGUCGAGUCUUCGAGUUCCUCUCGCUGCAGCCACAGGUGGAACUGCUGCGCGGCUACAUUAUCCCACAGGAGCGGCUGCACGGCGAGAUUCGGUUCGAGAACGUCUCCUUCGCAUAUCCCAUGCGACCAGAUCAUCUGGUGCUCAAGGACUUUAGCCUGACGCUCCGCCCGGGCCAGACAGUGGCCCUGGUUGGAGCCAGUGGAUCGGGCAAGUCGACGAUAGCCUCGCUGGUGGAACGCUUCUACGAACCAUCGGCUGGUAAUAUCAAGCUGGACGGCUACAAGCUGUCGGACAUAUCGCCGUAUUGGCUGCGAUCCAAUGUCCUCGGUUUCAUCGAACAGCAGCCGGUGCUGUUUGGCACAUCGAUAUUGGAGAAUAUCCGAUAUGGCAAACCGGAUGCGGGCGAGGAGGAUGUAUUUGCGGCAGCCCGUCUAUCACAAUCGCACGACUUUGUGACCGCCCUGCCCGAUGGUUAUGCGACGCAUGUGGGCGAACGGGGCACCCAGUUGAGCGGUGGUCAGCGGCAACGCAUCGCCAUCGCACGGGCGCUGCUUAAGAAUCCGCGCAUCCUUAUCUUGGACGAAGCGACGAGUGCCUUGGACGCCACCAGCGAGGCGGAGGUGCAGAAGGCACUCGAUACGGUGGUUAAGAAUCGCACCACCCUGGUGAUUGCCCAUCGAUUGUCCACGAUACGAAACGCUGACCUCAUCGUCGUCCUCGAUCAGGGACGCGUCGUGGAGACCGGCAAACAUGACGAACUGAUGGCCAAGCGGGGUCUGUACUUUGAACUGGUACGUCAGCAGGAGCGACGGGACAUCCAGGAGCAAGUACAGGCCGUGGAGGACGUGGUGGCCAUCAAGGAGCAGCAGGCAACUGCAGCAGCAACUGCAACGGCGACUGCAACUGCCGCAGCAACGGCGACAGCAGCGACAGUGGGCAGCAGCUUCGGUGGCAGGGCAAAUGCAGCCCAAGGAUAAUGACGAUGUUAGGCAAAUUGAAUGAUUCCCUGUACACUUAAUUUAUUAGAAUGUUUUGUUUUCACUUUUUUUAUUUCCAACUGACCAAAAACAAAAAUGGUGAGAGACGCUAACAAUAAGUAUACAAUAAAAUAAACGCUGAAGACAGUAUUGUUUUUGUUAUAAACAGAAA